This is a messenger RNA of Aspergillus japonicus CBS 114.51, 1338 nucleotides long. RefSeq names its product GABA permease GabA. Gene Ontology annotation, cellular component: membrane. Bases 1 to 1338 code for a protein of 445 amino acids. The record is from RefSeq and is a predicted model, not a curated record. Gene Ontology annotation, biological process: transmembrane transport. The transcript has 15 exons. NCBI's taxonomy places the organism in Eukaryota, Fungi, Ascomycota, Eurotiomycetes, Eurotiales, Aspergillaceae. Gene Ontology annotation, molecular function: transmembrane transporter activity.
AUGGCAUCCUCUCUGGCAGAGUUCUUGUCAGCGUAUCCUACGGCGGGUGGACAAUAUCAUUGGGUCGCAGUUGCUCCGGAAAAAUACAUGCCUGUACUUUCGUGGAUUACAGGAUGGGCAAACGUGUCUGGCUGGGUGGCUCUGGCUGCCACUGGUGGAUCUCUAGGCAGUCAACUGGUCUUGGGUGUGAUUUCCUUGAUGCAUCCGACAUAUGAGUCGAAAAGAUGGCAUCAAUUUCUCAUCUACAUCGCAUUCUGCCUUGUUGCAUUCCUGAUUAAUGCAUUCUUGAACUCUAUCCUUCCACGGUUGACCAAGGGUGCCUUUAUCUGGUCACUAACCGGCUUCGCUGUUAUUUGCAUUACUGUGCUAUCAUGCUCAUCGCCCAACUACAACUCUGGAGAAUUCGUCUUUGGCGACUUUAUCAACGAGACAGGCUGGCCCGAUGGUCUUGCUUGGCUGCUUGGGCUACUUCAAGGAGGCUUUGGUCUUACUGGAUUUGAUGGAGUUGCGCACAUGAUCGAAGAGAUCCCGAACCCCUCAGUAGUAGGGCCUAAGAUUAUGAUCGGCUGCGUUGCUAUUGGCACUUUCACCGGCACCAUCUUCUUGAUUGUACUGCUCUUCGUUGCUGGUGACAUCAACAACGUCAUCAGCUCCGCAGCUACUCCCCUGCUUCAGAUCUUCUACGAUGCGACGAGGAGCAAUGCUGGAUCUAUCUGUCUUUUGAUUUUUCCCUUGGUCUGUGUCCUCUUCGCCGCUGUUACCAUCACGACGACAAGCAGCCGCAUGGUCUAUGCAUUCGCAAGAGACGGCGGUCUCCCGGCUUCGCCUUUCUUCAGCAAAGUUCAUCCGAGACUGCAAUUGCCCCUGAACGCGUUGUACCUGACUAGCUUCUUCUGCAUUGUCUUCGGAUGUAUCUUCCUCGGGUCUUCCAGUGCAUUUAAUGCUAUUCUCUCUUCGUCUGUGAUUCUGCUCGACAUUGCAUAUGCCAUUCCCAUUGCUGUGAAUUGCGCUCGGGGCCGGAAGAUGCUGCCUGAAAGACCUUUCGUUCUGCCCAGUAUCUUUGGCUGGAUUGCCAACAUAAUCUCCUUGUGCUACAUCACAAUGACCACUGUCCUCUUCGUUUUCCCGCCCGAUCGCAUCGUGACCGGCAGCAAUAUGAACUACUGCAUUGUUGUUGUUGGAGUAGUCAUGAUCUUGUCAGUCUUCCAAUGGAUUGUUGACGGUCGUAAGAACUUCUCCGGCCCCCGAAUGGACGUCGAUGUGAUUUCGGGACAGGUUGCCGCCGGUGGUGAACCUGCUAACUAUGCCGUGGAACAUGGUAUUCCCCAUGAUAAAUAA